UCCCCGAUCCCCGUCUUCUCACACGGCGGCGGAUUCUACAUGGGCACACACACGCUCCCCGACCCCGCGUCCAUCAUCUACCACACCCUUGGCUCUUUCUUUGCCACCCGCGGAUUCAUCACCAUCGCCCCUGACUACCGCCUCGUCGACUCUGGUGUGAAGUUCCCUGGUGCAGCGCAGGACGUGCGGGAUGCGAUGCAGUGGGUCGUGGAUAACCUUCCCUUCCCAGAUUCUGAUAUCUACGUCCUCGGCCAUUCUGCGGGGGCGAUGAACCUGAUUACCAUCCCUGCUCUCCCGGAGCUGUACUCCCCCACUUUGCAGCCCCGUAUCAAGGGUACGGUCCUCCUCUCUGGGCCGUACACGUUUGCGGAAAUGCCAACGGAUAUGAAGGAUUCCGUCAGGUUGUAUUACUAUGGCGAAGAUGAUGAGGUUAAGCAGAGGGUAGUACUGGCAUUGUUGGAAUCAGCGAGUACCAGCGAUGCUGGGUGUUUG
Desarmillaria tabescens is the source of this 492-nucleotide messenger RNA. Its product is annotated as Alpha/Beta hydrolase protein. The record is from RefSeq and is a predicted model, not a curated record. Gene Ontology annotation, molecular function: lipase activity. The transcript has a single exon. The annotation marks the transcript as partial. NCBI's taxonomy places the organism in Eukaryota, Fungi, Basidiomycota, Agaricomycetes, Agaricales, Physalacriaceae.